AUGGCCGUGCAAGCGGCUCCGCUCCCGCCUCCCCACCACCAUCCCUUCGUCCCCUUCGGCUUCCCGCCGGCCGAUUUCGAGGGAGGCGGCGGCGGCGGCGGCGGAGCGCUGCUGCUGCUGGAAGGCGUCGGCGGGGCCCACAGCGGAGGCGGCGGCAUCGCUUCUUGCACCGACCCGGGCGACUUCCGCGAGGCGACCCGCGAGCUGCUCAGCUUCAUCGACUCGGCCUCCAGCAACAUCAAGCUGGCCCUGGACAAGCCGGGCAAGUCCAAACGGAAAGUCAACCAUCGCAAGUAUCUGCAGAAGCAGAUCAAGCGCUGCACCGGCCUCAUCGGCGGGGCGUCCGCCAACCCGGAGGCCGCCGCCGCCGCCGUCUCCGCCUCUUUCGCCGCGGCAGCUCCCGGUCCGGUUCCCGCUUCGGCCGCCAACGCCACCAAGCCAGCGUCGACGUUGACGGCGCCCUCUAGCGGCGGCGCGGCAUCGUCCUGCAGGCCUGCGGCCAAACGCGAGAGCCACGCGCUGCAGAGCAAAAGUUUAGCGGCGCUUUUCGACGCCUUGCGCUCGCCGGGUUUGGAGCGAAAGGGAUCCCCGACGGCCGCGGCAAGCGCGGCGGCGGCGGCUGCUCCCGCCGCCGGGCUGGGGAGCGACGUGGGCGGCAAGGAGGCCGGGUCUAGCCCGGCGGCGGCGGCGGCGGGGGGCGCCUGCAAGAAGGUGCCUCUGCGGAACCGCAACCUGCCCGUCUCCUUCUUCACCGAGCCGGCCCCGCCAAGCCGGGCGCCCAAUCCGGCCGGUUUGGAAGAAGCCGUCCCGUCGGUGGCCGAGGAGCUUUUCGAUCUGCUGGCCGCCGCUCCCGAUUACCGCGCCUUGCUGCAGGAGUCCGCGGAGCCGCCGGCCGUCUUUCCGGGCCCCGUUUUGCAAGCGGCGGCGGAGCUGCCGCUGGAGCCGCCGUUGUACGAGCCGCUGCCGUCGCUGGCGCCCCUGCUGUAUGCCGAGCCCCCCUUGCGCCCCCUGCCGGCCCUCUACGCCGCCGUCGCCGCCGCCGCUUCGGAUCCCGCGGCGCCCUUCUUUGCGGAUUGCCCGCUGCCCCCUCCCCCGGCCGUGCCCUACGAUUACGGCUACAAUCGGGGGGUGCCUUACCCCAGCCUUUAG
Molecule: messenger RNA, 1149 nt
Organism: Crotalus tigris (Tiger rattlesnake)
Lineage: Eukaryota; Metazoa; Chordata; Lepidosauria; Squamata; Viperidae
Gene: FAM181B
Product: family with sequence similarity 181 member B
Exons: 1
Coding region: 1-1149 (382 amino acids)
Source: RefSeq, a predicted model, not a curated record